CUCAUGGCCCUGCCGGCGGAGGUGGAACGGCUGGAUGGGGUCUGGCAGGAGGUCUACUCUGCGCUCCAGUGGAUCCAGUUCACCAUGGCCAUGCUCAGCGUUGUAGGGUCCAGCUCAAUUAUUGCUUACGCCAUCUUCCAAAAUGCAGUGCGGUCCCCCGAGGUGCGUCCUCUUUUCUACCUGAGCCUCUCAGAUCUGUUCCUGGGCAUGUGCUGGCUGGCUGGGGCCUUGGUCUACAGCUCAUCCACCUCCCAGCAAGACCUCAUCUGCUACAACCUGCAGGCCACGGGACAGAUAUUCUACUUGGCCUCUUUUCUCUACACUGUCAACUACACCUGGCACCUGUACAUGGACCUCAAGGUGAAAUACAACCAGAACCUCUUCAGGGUGCCCCCCCAGGUUGUGGAUUAUGCAAGUUGCAUUGGCCGAAUAGCAACGAUCUUGUCAAGCCUGAUCCCUUUCUUCCUCAUGGUGCCGGUGUUUUGCUUGGGUAACAGCAGCAAUUGCUACCAGAACUUCAGCCAGAAGCACGGGUGUCUCCUGAUGCACACGGAGAUGGCCGAGCCCCCCCACGAGCCCCUGAGCCUGAGCGGCUCCGUUUGCCGUGCCAUGCAUUUCUACAGCAUCGGAGUCUUCCUCAUCUCCUUCCUCAUCAGCUUUGUGGCCAUCCUGGUUAUCCUGAGCCAGGCCCGAGGUCUGUACAAAAGGUUUGUGAACUCCACGGGAUUCCUGGGGGACCAGCAGUGGGCCAUGAUUAAGAUGGUGGAACAACGAGUGGUUUUCUACCCCGUGGCCUUCUUCUGCUGCUGGGCUCCAGCUGUCCUCCUUGGGAUGCUGAAAUUGACUGCUUCAACAACCAGCAAAAUCUACAUGGCUCUGCUGAUCCUGCAGGCUCUCACCGCAGCUUCCCAGGGGCUCCUGAACUGCCUGGUGUACGGCUGGACCCAGCACGUGUUCCUGUCCCUGAAACGCGGCUCCCGCCGGGAUGUGGACACCCAGACCCCGCUCCUGCGCUCCCAAAAAAAAUUCUACUCCAGCACGGCCCCUGCCGGCCCGUCCGACACCGCGGGCUCCUCCUCCACCCUGCUCUGAUGCAGCCCUGCCUGCAAGGAGAGAAGCAGAGUCCUUCCAACUCCUCGUUAUCCAGAGCUAGGAUGGAACUGACCCUCGGGCAGCACAGCCCGAGCUCCAGCGGGGCUGGCAGAGCCAGGAGCUCAGUGGACAUAGUUAUUUAUUUGAUGGAUUCUUUCAACGUGGUAAAUCUUUAGGCCAGACUUGCUCCCCCUGGAAAUGUCCCUAGAAACGCAGCAAACUCCAUGUAAGGGCUCAGAGACCUGGUCCAGCUCCUUGGAUGUUGGGCAGAGGAUGUUUCACUUUGUUUUAUUUCUCCAAGUUGCUGCCUUUACAAAAUAACAGUAAAGCAAAAUAAGUAUUUUUCAACCUCUGCCUUUUAAUUUACUCUAACCAUGAGAAUUUGCACCAGCCUAAGAACCAAGUGCAGGGAGUGAAGAAUGGCAAAGCAGGACAAAACCUUCCUGGAAUUUCUGCACAUUUUCCUUCCUUUCUUCCUGCCAACUCCUGAUCAGCCAAAAUACUCCCAAAAAUCAGCUGCUUCGACCCUGUGGAGCAUCUCUCAUGAACCAGGUGAGCAGGACUUCGUCUGAAUCUCUUUGCAUUUUCAGAUGUUCACAUGAAUGAUUUACUGAGGUCUCAUCAUUCUAUAGGAAAUAAACCAGAUCUUAAGCUGUGUUGAAAACAAC
Molecule: messenger RNA, 1760 nt
Organism: Sturnus vulgaris (Common starling)
Lineage: Eukaryota; Metazoa; Chordata; Aves; Passeriformes; Sturnidae
Gene: TMEM116
Product: transmembrane protein 116
Biological process (GO): adenylate cyclase-activating G protein-coupled receptor signaling pathway
Cellular component (GO): plasma membrane
Molecular function (GO): G protein-coupled receptor activity
Source: RefSeq, a predicted model, not a curated record